Molecule: messenger RNA, 498 nt
Organism: Kwoniella botswanensis
Lineage: Eukaryota; Fungi; Basidiomycota; Tremellomycetes; Tremellales; Cryptococcaceae
Exons: 2
Coding region: 1-498 (165 amino acids)
Biological process (GO): peptidyl-lysine methylation
Cellular component (GO): cytoplasm
Molecular function (GO): protein-lysine N-methyltransferase activity
Source: RefSeq, a predicted model, not a curated record
AUGUCAGACCCUAACUUCCCUCCGAACCUUGACAUCAAGCCCCUCCUCCUGAGCAGUGUUGCGGAUCAACAACUAGAGCAGCAUCAGCAGAAAGAUGCUAUCUCAACUUACGGGAUCGCAGGUCGUGUCUGGGAGGCUACUAGACCUCUACUCGAGUACUUCACUCCUUCAUCGAAGUUCGAACCGCCUUGUUCUCUCUUCGAAACUCAGCGCCCUCAUCGCAUAAUCGAGCUCGGUUCCGGUCAAUCGGUCGCUUCUCUUCACUUGGCUGGCCAUUUGCAGAAAGAAGACUUGGUGAUUACGACUGAUCUGCCAGAAGUGGUUCCAUUAUGUGAACAGUCCAUACGUGCAUGGAAUCCUCCUUCCGACACACACGCCAAGGUCAUCGCUCAGCCGCUCGCAUGGGGACAAGAUCCUUCACAUCUAUUUCAGUUUGGACCAUUCACCCAUAUUAUCAUGUGCGAUCUGGUGAGUUACAAAGACAUGGACACGCUCUGA